Syngnathus acus (greater pipefish) is the source of this 1908-nucleotide messenger RNA. Its product is annotated as tubulin alpha chain-like. Gene Ontology annotation, molecular function: GTP binding; structural constituent of cytoskeleton. Bases 188 to 1537 code for a protein of 449 amino acids. The record is from RefSeq and is a predicted model, not a curated record. Gene Ontology annotation, biological process: mitotic cell cycle; microtubule cytoskeleton organization. Lineage: Eukaryota; Metazoa; Chordata; Actinopteri; Syngnathiformes; Syngnathidae. The transcript has 4 exons. Gene Ontology annotation, cellular component: microtubule; cytoplasm.
UUCCUGUAUUGUGUUGUCUAUUGAGAGGAUGAACGUAUCAUUGUCCCAUCAGCAGGUUCUCCGAUUACAGCUCCUAUCAAAUCACUGCUCACCUCAAAGUGCAGGUAUAUAAAGUCGAGCAACACCAGCGGCUCAAGACCUACAUCUUCUUACUGACACCUGAACGUCGGCAAAAGAGGGAUCAACAAUGCGUGAAUGUAUCUCCAUACAUGUGGGCCAAGCUGGGGCUCAGAUUGGCAAUGCAUGUUGGGAGCUUUACUGUCUGGAACACGGCAUUCAGCCAGAUGGCCAAAUGCCCUCUGAUAAAAUAAUCGGAGGUGGGGAUGACUCCUUCAACACUUUUUUCAGUGAGACGGGAGCAGGGAAACAUGUCCCAAGAGCCAUCUUUGUCGACCUGGAGCCCACUGUUAUUGAUGAGGUACGUACGGGUACAUACCGUCAGCUAUUCCAUCCAGAACAGUUAAUCACAGGGAAGGAAGAUGCGGCCAACAACUAUGCCCGUGGUCACUACACCAUUGGCAAGGAGAUCAUUGAUCUGGUUUUGGACAGGACUCGCAAACUGGCUGAUCAAUGCACAGGCUUGCAGGGAUUCCUCAUCUUCCACUCCUUUGGUGGAGGCACCGGCUCUGGUUUCACCUCCCUCCUCAUGGAGCGUCUGUCUGUUGAUUACGGAAAAAAAUCCAAGCUUGAAUUUGCAAUCUACCCAGCCCCUCAGGUGUCCACAGCAGUUGUAGAGCCCUACAAUUCCAUUUUGACCACUCACACCACCCUUGAGCAUUCCGACUGCGCCUUCAUGGUAGACAAUGAAGCCAUCUAUGACAUCUGCCGCAGGAACCUUGACAUUGAAAGGCCAACCUACACCAACCUUAACAGGCUGAUUGGCCAGAUAGUUUCUUCGAUCACAGCCUCUCUUCGCUUUGACGGAGCCCUGAAUGUUGAUCUGACAGAGUUCCAGACCAACUUGGUGCCCUACCCUCGUAUCCACUUCCCUCUGGCUACAUAUGCCCCAGUCAUCUCUGCAGAGAAGGCCUACCACGAGCAGCUUUCUGUAGCCGACAUCACCAACACCUGCUUUGAGCCCGCCAACCAGAUGGUCAAGUGCGACCCUCGUCAUGGUAAAUACAUGGCCUGUUGUCUGCUGUAUCGUGGUGAUGUCGUCCCAAAAGAUGUCAACUCUGCUAUUGCCGCCAUCAAAACCAAACGCAGCAUCCAGUUUGUGGAUUGGUGUCCCACUGGUUUCAAAGUGGGCAUCAACUACCAGCCUCCAACUGUGGUUCCUGGAGGAGAUCUGGCCAAAGUGCAGAGGGCAGUGUGCAUGCUAAGCAACACCACAGCCAUCGCUGAGGCCUGGGCCCGCCUGGAUCACAAGUUUGAUCUGAUGUACGCCAAGAGGGCUUUUGUGCACUGGUAUGUGGGAGAGGGAAUGGAGGAAGGAGAGUUCUCAGAGGCCAGAGAGGAUAUGGCAGCCCUGGAGAAGGAUUAUGAAGAAGUGGGUGCAGACAAUAUAGGAGAGGAGGAUGAAGGAGAGGAAUAUUGACUCAAAGACACAAGAAGAAUAAUUUUAAGAGGUUUAGUUUUUGAUCAGUUAGGCCUAGUCGUGCUUGUCCUAUGACAGCAUAUUCUGCAGAGAUUCUUUCUUUUUUGUGUCAGACUCUUUUGUGCACCACCCCCACACUUAUUCCCCCACAUGUGGAAUGUCAGUUAUGAAAGGGCUCCAAUGUCAGCUUCUAUGUACCAUUCAGCUGUGACGCUGAAUGUUAGAGUGAGAAAAUAACCUUAGUGUCUGCUGUUUAUCUGUGUAGUUCCUACUGUAGUAACAAGUCAAUUCUACAAAACUUAUGCUACAGUACAUACACAGUGAUAAGGAAAUGGCUGAACCAAUUUGAGUGAGUAAAAAUCUAAACUACA